Messenger RNA from Gasterosteus aculeatus aculeatus (three-spined stickleback), 1488 nucleotides. RefSeq names its product steroidogenic acute regulatory protein (gene star). Gene Ontology annotation, molecular function: cholesterol binding; cholesterol transfer activity. The record is from RefSeq and is a predicted model, not a curated record. Gene Ontology annotation, biological process: regulation of steroid biosynthetic process; steroid biosynthetic process; intracellular cholesterol transport. Lineage: Eukaryota; Metazoa; Chordata; Actinopteri; Perciformes; Gasterosteidae. Gene Ontology annotation, cellular component: mitochondrion.
UUCAAACCUGCACAGUUAAAAAAUCGUCAUCCUCUCUGCCGCAAUCGCCGCAGUCUGUUCACUUCUUUGAAAAAUCUUUACUGCUCAGCCGCAUUUUGAGCCUUUGGGAUCCACCUUCUUGUACACUUUUCUAGUUUUCCUGAAGCUGCAACAAACUCCUAAAACAAAAACAUGCUGCCUGCAACCUUCAAGCUGUGUGCUGGCAUCUCGUAUCGGCACACAAGGAACAUGACAGGUUUAAGGAAGAAUGCCGUUGUGGCCAUUCACCACGAACUUAACAGACUGGCAGGUCCGGGUCCCAGUAGCUGGAUCCGCCAGGUCCGCCGACGAAGCUCCCUCCUCAGUUCUCGGAUCGAAGAAGAGGAAGGGUACAACGAGGAGGAGAUAUCUUACCUGAAGCAAGGUGAGGAUGCCCUGCAGAAGGCCAUCAGCAUCCUCAGCGAACAAGACGGUUGGACCAUUGAAACCAUGGCCGCAAACGGAGACAAAGUCCUGAGUAAAGUGCUGCCUGACGUUGGGAAGGUGUUCAAGCUGGAGGUGAUGUUGGAGCAACACCCUGACAAUCUUUACAAGGAGUUGGUGGGAAAUAUGGAGCAGAUGGGAGACUGGAAUCCUAACGUCAAACAGGUUAAGAUCCUUCAAAAGAUCGGCAAGGACACGAUGGUUACGCAUGAGGUCGCUGCGGAGACACCUGGCAAUGUGGUGGGACCGAGGGACUUUGUCAGUGUCCGCUGCGCCAAGCGCCGGGGCUCCACCUGCUUCCUGGCAGGAAUGUCAACUCAGCACACCAACAUGCCCGAGCAGAGGGGCGUGGUGAGGGCGGAGAAUGGCCCUACCUGCAUAGUCAUGAAGCCAUGCCCCGAAGACCCAAAUAAAACCAAGUUCACCUGGUUACUUAGUAUAGAUCUCAAGGGCUGGAUCCCAAAAACGAUCAUAAACAAAGUGCUCUCUCAGACGCAAGUGGACUUUGCCAACCACCUCAGGCAAAGGAUGGCUGCUAAUGUUUCUGAGGAGGUGGCGCACGCCUGCUGACACCCGUUAAAAAAGAAGUCAGCUCGUCAGCUCAUAACUGCUGAGACGAUACGAAAAUCCAGAGUGUAUGAAGGAGAUCAGCUGAAGAUGAUGCUUGUCUGAGAGCGUAGAUCGAUGUAUGUUUUCCUUGCCCUUCUUAGUAGACUGUGAUUCUGUCAUGAGAUUCUGAUUUCUGACACAUUGAUUCAUAUCUCUCCACUCUACAUUAGCAGCUACAUUCCUUCUGGUAACACACCAGUUAUUGUUCCUCCUUCUGCCAUGAAGUUGCACUUUUAUUUCAAUGUUUUAUUUAUUGAUGCUGCCAAGAUGCAUUACAUUUCAAUGACCACAAAGUGAACAAACGAGUGCCAUGUCUUUGCUAUUUAUGUUUUUAUGCUUGCUGCUGGGAAAGCGUCAUGGAGAAUGAUUACUCUGCCCUUUCCUGAAUAAAAGCCCAUUAAAAAAAUUCAGUGAUCA